AUGUUUCCUAGUACAGAAAUCCUCUUAACGAUCUUCAAAAUUGUGUACAUGCAAAACCGCGAGGAAGUCACGGAUGAAAGGGAGUUCUACUUUUUGAGCAACUCUCUGGUCCCAGAAAUCGUUGGGGAAUACAAGUGCAUUUGGAGGCGCGACGAAGAACUCAGAUAUCCCUGUCUCUUCCCUUAUAACAUCGCUGCUGUGACCCGAGGGGUCUUCACUCGUCGAUCUUCAGCACCAGCUGCAGUGGUCGCGCGAUCUUCCGAUGGAGAUUACCUUAGGGAGAACCUGGGCAACGACUUCAUGUACCACAUGGAGGAAGCAGCUCGGUUCCUCCUUGCCGGUGAUCCUGAAGGAACUGCGUGGCACUGCCCCGAUUUUGAAGAUACUCAGAUAUGUAUGGUAGAGACGUCUUCGUCUGCCCAGCACUACACAACUUCGAUAUCGAUGGUGCCAACGUCUUAUGGCUUCGAAACACUUACGGGGGAAUGGGUAACGCAGUUCGUUCCUCAGUUGGAGUACUUCAAUGUUUCCGUCCUAUCUCCUGCAGAAGAAGAAGAGGGGAACGGCGGUGAAGGCGGCAUUGAUGGGGAAAGGGUUAGUGGACCUGAGGGAGAAGAAGGGAUCAAUAGGCCUGAGAAGGGCCGGUUAAAUCUGGAUACAUUUCUAGGAGAGGUCGCGCAGCUCACCUCAUUGCGCCAGCUAAUCCUCAAAUCGAUCAUUUUCAACAACAUACUACCGCCCGGAAAUCGCCAUCCUCUUCAGGAUCUCGCCCCCACCGUGAACCUCAUGGAGAUUUUCGACAGAUGGCAUGGAAUGGGACUCGAAAUCGUCGGCUGUCCAACCUUUGAUGGCGAUGUGCUGAAGCGACUGGGCAUGCCGGGCGAACUGACUCUAAAAGUGGCGGGUGAAGGGCCGGCUAUCACAGACGACGAACGGGCAUGGUUUGGAGAUCAUGUAGCAGAAUUCUCUGACGAGGUUGUAUUGGCUGUUCCUGAAUGUCUUACUUGA
Laccaria bicolor S238N-H82 is the source of this 1008-nucleotide messenger RNA. RefSeq lists its product as uncharacterized. Bases 1 to 1008 code for a protein of 335 amino acids. The record is from RefSeq and is a predicted model, not a curated record. NCBI's taxonomy places the organism in Eukaryota, Fungi, Basidiomycota, Agaricomycetes, Agaricales, Hydnangiaceae. The transcript has 7 exons.